Messenger RNA from Dromiciops gliroides (monito del monte), 2617 nucleotides. It is a transcript of the gene NADSYN1, whose product is annotated as NAD synthetase 1. Bases 247 to 2370 code for a protein of 707 amino acids. The record is from RefSeq and is a predicted model, not a curated record. Gene Ontology annotation, cellular component: cytoplasm. NCBI's taxonomy places the organism in Eukaryota, Metazoa, Chordata, Mammalia, Microbiotheria, Microbiotheriidae. Gene Ontology annotation, molecular function: ATP binding; glutaminase activity; NAD+ synthase (glutamine-hydrolyzing) activity. Gene Ontology annotation, biological process: NAD+ biosynthetic process. The transcript has 21 exons.
CCCCGCAGGGGCGGUGUCGGAGGCUGCUGCAGGAAGCUCCCGUUGCAGGCCAAUCCGAGAGAGCCGAGGAUACUUUGUAACCUUUGGGACUCACAGCGUUCCAACGCGCGUUGCGCGGCGCUCCGAGCCCGGAAGAAAGAAGGCCGCCGGCCCUGCCGUUGCCCUUGCCCUUGGCUCCGGCGCGGAUCGGAUCGAAGGGAGGACGCACGGACUGACGGGAGGCAGGAGGCCGGCUAGGCUGCAGGCAUGGGCAGGAAGGUGACCGUGGCCACCUGCUCGCUCAAUCAGUGGGCCCUGGAUUUUGAGGGCAAUUUGCGGAGGAUUUUAAGGAGCAUUGAAAUUGCCAGGAACAAAGGCGCCAAGUACCGGCUCGGACCAGAGCUGGAAAUAUGUGGCUAUGGCUGUUGGGAUCACUACUUUGAAUCCGACACCAUUUUGCAUUCGUACCAAGUUUUGGCCCAGCUUCUGGUGGCUCCGGUCGCCCAAAACAUCAUCUGUGAUGUUGGGAUGCCUGUGAUGCACCGCAACGUUCGCUACAACUGCAGAGUGAUCUUUCUCAAUGGAAAAAUCCUUCUGAUUCGCCCCAAAAUGGUCUUGGCCAAUGAAGGGAACUACCAGGAGAUGCGCUGGUUUGCUCCGUGGCAAAAGAGCCGGAAAUCUGAGGACCAUUUUCUCCCACGGAUGAUUCAGGAGCUGACCAAACAAGAGCUGGUUCCUUUCGGGGAUCUGGUGCUGGCAACCAAAGACACCUGCAUCGGCACUGAGAUCUGCGAGGAGCUGUGGACACCCCACAGCCCACACAUUGAUAUGGGCCUGGAUGGAGUGGAAAUCUUCACCAAUUCCUCAGGGAGUCACCACGUGCUGCGGAAGGCCCACACCAGAGUGGAGCUGGUGAACCUGGCCACCAUAAAGAAUGGUGGCAUCUAUCUCCUGGCCAACCAGAAGGGCUGUGCCGGUGACCGACUCUACUACGACGGCUGCUCCAUGAUCUCCGUGAACGGCAGCACCGUCGCCCAAGGAGCGCAGUUUUCCCUGGAUGAAGUGGAGGUCCUCACGGCCACCGUUGAUUUGGAGGACAUCCGGACCUUCCGAGCCGAGAUCUCUUCUCGUAACUUGAUGGCCAGCAAAGUGGUUCCCUACCCCCGCAUCAAGGUCGACUUUGCGCUCUCGUGCCAUGAUGACGUUCUGGUCUCCACCUCGGAGCCCUUCCAGUGGCACUUCCACAGCCUGGGGGAGGAGAUCAGCCUUGGCCCUGCGUGUUGGCUCUGGGAUUACUUGCGGCGUAGUCAACAGGCUGGGUUUUUCCUGCCCCUUAGCGGGGGACUGGACAGCUCUGCAGUCGCCUGCUUGGUGUACUCCAUGUGCCGCCUGGUCUGCCAAGCCGUGAGUAAUGGAAAUAAGGAGGUGUUAGUUGAUAUCCAAAGGAUCUUGAACCGCGACGACGUCGUCCCCCAGGACCCCCAGAAGCUGUGCAGCCAGUUGCUGACCACGUGCUACAUGGCCACGCAGAAUUCCUCCCAGGACACUUACAACAGGGCCAAGGAGCUGGCCGAGCAGAUCGGAAGUUACCACAUCAACCUCAACAUUGACGGGGUCGUCAAAGCCAUCGUCGAGAUCUUCCGCAUAGUGACCGGGAAGAUGCCACAAUUCUUGGUCCACGGAGGAAGCAGCCGUGAGGAUCUGGCCAUGCAGAAUGUGCAGGCGAGAGUCAGGAUGGUCUUUGCCUAUCUCUUUGCUCAGCUGAGCUUUUGGUCCCGGGGCAUGCGAGGGGGGCUCCUGGUGCUUGGCUCCACCAACGUGGAUGAAAGCCUCCGGGGUUACCUGACCAAGUACGAUUGUUCUAGCGCUGACAUCAACCCCAUUGGUGGCCUCAGCAAGACCGACCUCAGGACCUUCAUCCAGUACUGCAUAGAACGCUUCCACCUCAACUCCCUGCGGAGCAUCGUGUCCGCCCCGGCCACUGCCGAGCUGGAGCCCUUGGCCGAAGGACAGGUGACCCAGACCGAUGAGGAAGACAUGGGCAUGACGUACAAGGAGCUGUCUGUCUUGGGGAGACUGAGGAAGGUUGGGAAGGCAGGGCCCUACAGCAUGUUCUGCAAGCUCAUCAAUAUGUGGAAGGAGAUCUACACCCCGAGAGAGGUGGCCGAGAAGGUGAAAUACUUCUUCCGGAUGUACUCGCUGAACAGGCACAAGAUGACCACCCUCACACCCUCCUACCACGCCGAGAACUACAGCCCUGACGACAACAGGUUCGACCUGAGGCCCUUCCUCUACCAGUCCAACUGGCCCUGGCAAUUCCGCUGCAUCGACCACCAGGUGUUGAAGCUUGAAGGUGCUGAAGGGGACCAGGACUUUGAUGAUCUGGACUGAUGGGCGCACCUUCCCCGCCCCGCUUUCUUCCGCGUGUGUGUGUGUGUGUGUGUGUGUGUGUGUGUGUGUGUGUCUCUCUCUCUCUCUCUCUCUCUCUCUCUCUCUCUCUCUCUCUCUCUCUCUCUCUCUCUCUCCCUCCCUCCAUAUAAAGAUUACACUCAUUGGUGUGACCCCGGGUCUGGCUGCACUGGCGUUGGUGGGUUCUGAUUUACAAAACUGUUUAAAAUAAAAAUACAUGUUGACCGUU